This is a messenger RNA of Chelmon rostratus (copperband butterflyfish), 4447 nucleotides long. It is a transcript of the gene src, whose product is annotated as v-src avian sarcoma (Schmidt-Ruppin A-2) viral oncogene homolog. Gene Ontology annotation, molecular function: ATP binding; growth factor receptor binding; non-membrane spanning protein tyrosine kinase activity. NCBI's taxonomy places the organism in Eukaryota, Metazoa, Chordata, Actinopteri, Chaetodontiformes, Chaetodontidae. The transcript has 11 exons. The record is from RefSeq and is a predicted model, not a curated record. Gene Ontology annotation, cellular component: extrinsic component of cytoplasmic side of plasma membrane. Gene Ontology annotation, biological process: innate immune response; cell differentiation; progesterone receptor signaling pathway. Bases 378 to 2084 code for a protein of 568 amino acids.
UGCGCCGCAGCGGACUGUCGGGCUGCCGCCGCGCGUAAAGCUCCGGUUUCAUAUGCGACAGGGAAGCGCGGCCGCUGGGCUCUCUCUGCUUCAGUCCGGGUGCUUCUGGCCUCUACUGAAACAUGUUUUCUUAGCUCCAGAGUCUUCCGCGUCAUGACCUCACCGGGCCGCCCCUCCAGUUGAAUGGGAUCCCUCAUCGCCCGUUUUGGCACCGACUGUCUCUGCCGCCGCCGCCGCUCCAAAUCCCCGAUUUUAGGAUCUGCGAGCUUUUGGUCUCUCUAAUCAGUUCAUUAAUGGUUUGAUGCGAAAUCCGCCCGUCUGAUCGGCAGAAGCGACCACGCCAAAUCUCCAGCAGCCUGCGCGUCAGGGCCUCAGCCAUGGGGGGAUCCAAAAGUAAGCCCAAGGAUGUAGGCCAGCGAACCCGCAGCCUCGAUGGCAACCUCAGCUCUGGGGGAGGGGCUGGCGGCCACCACCUCAACUCCAAUCAGCAGUCCUUGACGCCCAACCGUAGCCCGACUGUGGAUGGAGGCCUCAGUGGCAAUCCGUCUAUGGCCAAUAAUGCAGAGCUGGCCCUGUUCGGAGGCGUGGACAACAACAGCGUCACCUCCCCCAACAGAAUCACACUAGCAGGAGGCGUGACGACCUUCGUGGCAUUAUACGACUACGAGUCUAGAACGGCCUCAGAUCUGUCCUUCAGGAAGGGUGAACGCCUCCAGAUAGUCAACAACACAGAAGGGGACUGGUGGCUGGCGCGCUCCCUGACCACUGGAGAGAGCGGUUAUAUCCCCAGCAAUUAUGUGGCUCCGUCCGACUCCAUCCAGGCAGAAGAGUGGUACUUUGGCAAGAUCACUCGCCGCGACUCCGAGAGGCUGCUGCUGAGUUUAGAGAACAGGAGAGGGACUUUCCUGGUGCGAGAGAGUGAGACCACCAAAGGUGCCUACUGUUUGUCUGUCCUGGACUAUGACAACACCAAAGGGCUGAACGUGAAGCACUACAAGAUCAGGAAGCUGGACAGCGGGGGCUUCUACAUCACAUCACGCACGCAGUUCAGCAACCUGCAGCAGCUUGUUAAUCACUACCGCAGUGAGUUCAGCACGAAUGCACCGCCUUGGUUUGCUUUUGAACAUCUAAGAGCACGGCUUGACCACGUUGCCUGUCCUCUCCUGUCCCUCGCAGAGCAUGCCGAUGGGCUGUGUCACAGUCUGACGGACAUUUGUCCCGUCCUGAAGCCUCAGACUCAGGGCUUAGCCAAGGAUGCCUGGGAGAUCCCGAGAGAGUCCCUCCGCCUUGACCUCAAGCUCGGACAGGGCUGCUUUGGAGAAGUCUGGAUGGGAACAUGGAACGGCACAACACGGGUGGCAAUAAAGACCCUGAAGCCGGGCACCAUGUCCCCUGAGGCCUUCCUCCAGGAAGCUCAGGUCAUGAAGAAACUGAGACAUGAAAAGCUGGUCCAGCUCUAUGCUGUGGUGUCCGAGGAGCCGAUCUACAUCGUCACAGAGUACAUGGGACAAGGUAGCUUACUGGAUUUCCUGAAAGGCGACAUGGGCAAGAUGCUCCGCCUCCCCCAACUGGUGGACAUGGCGUCACAGAUCGCUUCAGGGAUGGCUUACGUGGAGAGGAUGAACUACGUGCAUAGAGACCUCAGGGCCGCCAACAUCCUGGUGGGAGACAACCUGGUUUGCAAAGUGGCAGAUUUUGGUCUGGCUCGCCUCAUUGAGGAUAAUGAAUAUACCGCCAGGCAGGGAGCCAAGUUUCCCAUCAAGUGGACGGCUCCCGAGGCUGCUCUGUACGGCCGCUUCACCAUUAAAUCUGACGUCUGGUCUUUUGGGGUCCUGCUGACUGAACUGGCCACUAAAGGCCGAGUGCCCUAUCCAGGUAUGGUGAACCGGGAGGUGUUAGACCAGGUGGAGCGUGGCUACAGGAUGCCGUGCCCAGCAGAGUGCCCCGAAUCCCUGCAUGACCUGAUGCUGACCUGCUGGAGAAAAGAGCCGGAGGAGAGGCCCACCUUUGAGUACCUGCAGGGCUUCCUGGAGGACUACUUCACCUCCACGGAGCCUCAGUACCAGCCAGGAGAGAACCUGUAACCGGGCUGGAAAUGUGCAUGCGUCAUGCAUGUGCAGAACUGAGCAUGUGCAUCUACUUCAGAGUGCAUGGACGAGUGUGUGUGCGUGUGUGUGAGUGAGUGAGGGUGUGUGUUUGUACAGUACGACGGGGCAGAAAGCCGACUACAAUCUGUCAUCAAGGCGUGUCAGUGAGCCGUCAAACCAAUCAGCAACAUUCACUUCCUGCCUCUUUCUAAAGUCAUUGUCACGCUCUGCAUCUCAGACUGUUUUCAAAGGAAAAGCCGCAACAGUGCUAACAGUUUGAGUCCAUCAUACAGCGCUUUGUCAGUCAAAUCAACACCGUGUGCACAGCCAAGCAGGUUUUUCUACCUUCCUUGUGUUUGUGAGGCGCCCUGAUAAUAUACAUUCCCCCGAGCUCAUUCACCUGACUGAUCUCUUCCAGCUUCAACACUGCAACCCCAGACUGUGACACAUGGGUCAAACAUGGCUGCCCACAGGAUGAAUGUUGGAUAUUGUCCUGCUGAAAACACUAUGUCUUUUUUUAUUUUGUUUUGUUUUUUGCUUCAUUUUCUUCGAGACACACACACUCUGUCUGUCUUCCAUUCUGCCACUUGAGAAGCUACCAUUUGGGACGUAGAUGAGUUUGUCAGGAUGUUUUUGGUCUUAAUUUGAUUGCAUUUAGUCUUUAGACCUGGAUCAACUGGAAUAUUUUCAGGUUAACGAUGUUACUUUCUAACCACGCUCCUCCCCUGCAGCACUGAGGCUUGUUUCCCACCUGCUGUGAGAUUUUGUAUGCGAAUAACAGCCCUCCAUUCCCACCAGAGUUUGUCGUCUCACUCGCCUAAAGGCCGGUUGGUUUAUGGCUGUGACCAACAUACAGCUCAACACAAAGAAGAGAAGCGGCCGAUUCUGUCUCUCUAUUUUCUAAUUGUGACUUUUCUUACAAACAAAAUGGCUACUGAUCGCUAACGCUCGUCUCAGGAUGGAGAAGACUAGAAUUCUGCUGCGAGGAUUUUUGUGCCAAUGGAAAUCUCUUUUGUACUCCCUUCUACUGUGUGAAAGCGUGUUUUACUACUCUGAACUUUUCUGACCGUGAAGUCGGAGUUGUGUAAACGGAGAUUCUGCUGUUCUUCCUCUCAAAUGAUAGUCCACUGUUUUGAGAUCCUGCACCUGUGCACGGCGCCGGCCGGCUCGCCAGCUCGGCCACAAGGUGCUGAUUCGUUUCCAGGCGCUCAAAUUAAAAUCAGGUGAAUCUUCUUUCAUGUCUCCAUCCACUUCUGAGCUUCAUUAGUAUGAAGAUUUCUGUUUUUAAUUAGCCUCAGCAUUUCCCUAAUUAGCGCAUCUUUAAUCACACUGGAGAUGUUUGAUAAAUGAGCAACACAGUGAUGCUGUGCCUGUAGUGGUUAUGCCUUCCUCCAGCCUGUAGGGGGCAGACUAGACAAAAACAGCAUGCGCUGCAAAUAAUUUGGCAUCUUCAAAAUUAACUGUAAAUAUCCUUAAUGCUAAUAUUUUUUGUAUAUAACUUUAUAAUUUAUUCCUUUUAAAGUAACCCAAUUGUUUAUUUUGCUUUAAUUCGUUCAAACCUUAAUGUUUAUGGUACUUUUAUGGGUUAAUAACAUCUGACAACAAUGAUAUAAAUAUAUAUUAUAGAAACACUUUUACAUUACAAGUAUUUUUUUUUUUUUUUUUUUUUUUUUGUCUGCACGUAUUUCUGUGAAACUUCUUCUGGUUGUACAGUUUCAAUAUGACUGGCAGAGCAGGUGAGGAGGACGACUCCGCCCCCUCUGACUCACCUGGAGCCGGACACUGAUCAUCUACCAGCAUUCCUCCUUCCCAUAAUACAAUCAAAACCACAAAUGUUUACAUCGUGAUAAUCUUUGACUCGUUUUGGUGCUGCUUCAGAGGCUGGUAAAUGAGCAGUAAAUGAGUCCGCCCGAAUAUCAUGGAGUGUGCGCUGCCGCCAUCUGUACCUCCCGGUCUUCAUCAAGCACUCAGGCUCAUGUGAGUGGAAGGAGUUCGAUGCCUGCGUGGCGUCUGCUGUGUCCCGUGGACAUGGGUUGUGCCACGGCUGCAUGGGUGUCAUCAUGUCGUCUCUCUUACCUGACCUGUCUCACUGAAUGCUGAUGAGCAGAAGUGUGGAAACAGUGCACGAUGAAGGUCGUGUUGCUCGUAUGCAGCCUCGCUGACAAGCCAAGGACGUUUCCUGUGGGGUGCUGUGGGUCUUCUUUCUGGCUAUGCAGAUAUUUUUUUAAUCUGUGAUAUUCCUAUAUAUACUCUUUUCUACUGUAUCCAAUGGGAAUUUUCAGAUAAACGGCUCUUUGUUAAAUCCUACUGAAUAUUGUUCAAAUUUGAAAGUAUGUUUGAAUAAAAUUUGUACAUUGCCA